Messenger RNA from Eubalaena glacialis (North Atlantic right whale), 6316 nucleotides. RefSeq names its product membrane associated guanylate kinase, WW and PDZ domain containing 1 (gene MAGI1). Bases 455 to 4858 code for a protein of 1467 amino acids. Gene Ontology annotation, molecular function: protein binding. Gene Ontology annotation, biological process: signal transduction. The transcript has 24 exons. NCBI's taxonomy places the organism in Eukaryota, Metazoa, Chordata, Mammalia, Artiodactyla, Balaenidae. The record is from RefSeq and is a predicted model, not a curated record. Gene Ontology annotation, cellular component: cytoplasm.
CUGGCUGGAAGGGCUUCCCUAACCCUCAGGAACAGCCCGCCAGCGAGGAAAGGCGAGCCAGGCGGGAGGCAAAGAGGAGACACCGCAUUUCUAAGAGGCAAGAAAGAAAGGAAGGAAGGAAAAAAAUAACCCAAGCGGCGCAGAGUGGACUCUGGUCCCGGAGAGCACGGUCAGGCGCCGGAACGUGGACCUAGAAGCACCGGAAUGCAAACAAAGCUCGCGGGCGCCUGUGCAGGGCUCGCGGGGAAGCCCAGAAAGUUUGUUUUAUGAUGGCUUGAGUGCGCGAGUGUGUGCAGGGAGCGAGUCUGCCAAGUUUCUCUCUCCCGUUGCGUUAUUUGAGGGGAGAUGUCUCUCCCUUGAACCAGCGUGGGCUUGGGGGCUUGUGCUGUGGAAGGCACCUGUCUCUCAUUUUAUUGUUUUUUUUUUGGGGGGGGGAGGAGGGGCGUAAGUCAUCAUGUCGAAAGUGAUCCAGAAGAAGAACCACUGGACUAGCAGGGUUCACGAAUGCACCGUGAAGCGGGGACCUCAGGGCGAGCUGGGGGUGACGGUGCUGGGGGGCGCGGAGAACGGAGAGUUUCCGUAUGUCGGAGCGGUGGCGGCGGCCGAGGCGGCGGGGCUUCCCGGCGGCGGCCAGAGCUCUCGGCUGGGCGAGGGGGAGCUGCUUCUGGAGGUGCAGGGGAUCCGGGUGUCCGGUUUACCCCGCUAUGACGUACUGGGAGUUAUCGACAGCUGCAAGGAGGCCGUCACCUUCAGAGCCGUCAGACAAGGAGGAAAGCUGAACAAGGACCUGCGACAUUUUCUCAAUCAGCGGUUCCAGAAAGGGUCGCCUGAUCAUGAGCUCCAGCAGACCAUAAGAGAUAACCUUUACCGCCAUGCUGUGCCUUGCACAACCCGGUCUCCCAGAGAAGGAGAGGUGCCUGGCGUGGACUACAGUUUUCUGACUGUGGAGGAGUUCUUGGACCUCGAGCGGAGCGGGACUCUUCUAGAAGUCGGCACCUACGAAGGAAACUAUUAUGGGACACCCAAACCUCCUAGCCAGCCACUCAGUGGGAAAGUGAUCACGACGGAUGCCUUGCAAAGCCUUCAUUCUGGCUCCAAGCAGUCAACCCCAAAGCGAACCAAGUCCUACAAUGACAUGCAAAAUGCUGGCAUAGUCCACGCGGAGAAUGAGGAAGAAGAUGAUGCUCCUGAAAUGAACAGCAGCUUCACAGCCGAUUCUGGUGACCAAGAAGAGCACAGUCUUCAAGAAGCAACGCUCCCGCCUGUGAAUAGUAGCAUCAUCGCCGCUCCCAUCACGGACCCUUCUCAGAAGUUCCCUCAAUACCUACCUCUUUCUGCAGAGGAUAAUUUAGGUCCUCUACCUGAAAACUGGGAGAUGGCCUAUACCGAAAACGGAGAAGUCUAUUUUAUAGACCAUAACACAAAAACAACAUCUUGGUUAGACCCUCGGUGCCUGAACAAGCAGCAGAAGCCUCUGGAAGAGUGUGAAGAUGAUGAAGGGAUCCAUACGGAGGAGCUGGACAGUGAACUAGAACUGCCUGCUGGUUGGGAAAAGAUUGAUGACCCUGUCUAUGGUAUCUACUAUGUAGACCACAUCAACAGGAAGACACAAUAUGAGAACCCAGUUCUAGAAGCCAAACGGAAGAAGCAGCUGGAGCAACAGCAGCCGCAGCAGCAACAGCCGGAAGAAUGGACAGAAGAUCAUUCAUCGCUUGUGCCUCCUAUUAUUCCAAACCACCCCCCAAGCAAUCCGGAGCAGGCCAGAGAAGCUCCACUUCAGGGCAAACCCUUUUUUACACGAAACCCUUCAGAGUUGAAAGGCAAAUUCAUUCACACGAAGCUGCGGAAAAGCAGUCGUGGCUUUGGCUUCACGGUCGUUGGAGGGGAUGAACCUGACGAGUUUCUGCAGAUCAAGAGCUUGGUCCUAGAUGGUCCCGCCGCGUUGGAUGGCAAGAUGGAAACAGGAGAUGUGAUUGUGAGUGUGAACGACACCUGUGUUUUGGGACACACGCAUGCACAAGUUGUGAAAAUCUUCCAGUCCAUUCCCAUCGGUGCCAGCGUGGACCUUGAACUCUGCCGAGGUUAUCCAUUGCCUUUUGACCCAGAUGACCCCAACACGAGUUUAGUGACCUCUGUGGCCAUUUUGGAUAAAGAACCAAUUAUUGUGAAUGGGCAAGAGACCUAUGACUCGCCGGCUAGUCACAGUAGUAAAACAGGCAAAGUCAAUGGCAUGAAGGACGCCAGGCCAAGCAGCCCUGCAGAUGUGGCUUCAAACGGUUCCCAUGGUUACCCCAAUGACACUGUCUCUUUGGCUUCCUCCAUAGCCACUCAGCCAGAACUCAUAACUGUUCAUAUAGUCAAAGGGCCAAUGGGCUUUGGUUUUACAAUUGCGGACAGUCCUGGCGGUGGCGGCCAAAGAGUGAAACAGAUUGUCGACAGUCCAAGGUGCCGAGGCCUGAAGGAAGGGGAUCUUAUAGUGGAAGUUAAUAAGAAGAACGUGCAAGCUCUGACUCACAACCAAGUUGUGGACAUGCUGAUCGAAUGUCCAAAGGGAAGUGAGGUCACAUUGUUAGUGCAACGAGGAGGGCUGCCAGUUCCCAAGAAGAGCCCAAAGUCGCAACCACUGGAAAGAAAAGACAGCCAGAAUAGCUCCCAGCACAGCGCUGCCAGCCACCGAAGCCUGCACACAGCCUCCCCAAGCCACGGCACACAGGUGCUACCCGAGUUCCCACCCGCCGAGGCCCCGGCUCCAGAUCAGACUGACAGCUCUGGGCAGAAAAAACCAGAUCCUUUUAAAAUCUGGGCCCAGUCCAGGAGCAUGUAUGAAAACCGACCUAUGUCACCUUCGCCUGCAUCGGGAUUGAGCAAGGGUGAAAGAGACAAAGAAAUCAAUUCCACGAAUUUUGGAGAAUGUCAGAUUCCAGAUUAUCAAGAACAGGACAUCUUCCUCUGGAGAAAAGAGACUGGAUUUGGAUUUAGGAUUCUGGGUGGCAAUGAACCAGGGGAACCUAUUUAUAUCGGUCACAUCGUACCACUGGGUGCUGCUGAUACAGACGGCCGCCUGAGGUCUGGGGAUGAAUUAAUCUGUGUGGAUGGGACACCAGUCAUUGGUAAAUCACACCAGCUUGUGGUCCAGCUUAUGCAACAAGCCGCCAAGCAAGGCCACGUCAAUCUCACAGUACGGCGUAAAAUGGUGUUUGCGGCCUCCAAAACAGAGAACGAGGUGCCCUCGCCAGCCUCCUCCCAUCACAGUAGCAACCAGCCGGCCUCACUGACCGAGGAGAAGCGCACCCCGCAGGGCAGCCAGAACUCCCUGAACACGGUGAGCUCCGGCAGCGGCAGCACCAGCGGCAUUGGCAGCGGCGGCGGUGGCGGCAGCGGCGUGGUGAGCACCGUGGUCCAGCCCUACGACGUGGAGAUCCGGCGCGGGGAGAACGAGGGCUUCGGCUUCGUCAUCGUGUCGUCGGUGAGCAGGCCUGAGGCAGGGACGACAUUCGGUCGGAUUAUUGAGGGGAGCCCUGCUGACCGAUGUGGCAAGCUGAAAGUAGGAGACCGGAUCUUGGCGGUAAAUGGAUGUUCCAUCACCAACAAGUCCCAUUCCGACAUUGUCAACCUCAUCAAGGAAGCGGGAAACACAGUUACCCUGCGCAUCAUUCCCGGGGAUGAGUCUUCGAAUGCCACUUUGCUGACCAAUGCGGAGAAGAUUGCCACCAUCACCACCACACACACCCCUUCGCAGCAAGGGGCCCAGGAGACCAGGAAUACCACCAAACCAAAGCCGGAAUCUCAGUUUGAGUUCAAAGCACCCCAGGUAACACAGGAGCAAGAUUUUUACACUGUGGAACUGGAAAGAGGAGCCAAGGGAUUUGGCUUUAGUCUUCGAGGGGGCCGAGAGUAUAACAUGGACCUCUAUGUUCUGCGCUUAGCAGAGGAUGGUCCUGCAGAAAGGUGUGGAAAGAUGAGGGUUGGUGAUGAAAUUUUAGAGAUCAAUGGCGAGACCACCAAAAACAUGAAGCAUUCUCGGGCUAUUGAACUGAUUAAGAAUGGUGGCCGCAGAGUGCGUCUGUUUCUGAAGCGGGGAGACGGCUCCGUACCAGAAUAUGACCCCAGCAGCGACGGGAACGGCCCUCCCACCGGUCCACAAGGUGUUCCGGAAAUGAGGGCCGCGCCCCCCGACCGCCGACAGCAUCCAUCAUUGGAGUCCAGUUAUCCACCCGAUCUUCACAAAUCAUCACCACAUGGGGAAAAGCGGGCACACGUGAGAGAUCCCAAAGGCAGCAGAGAGUAUAGCAGACAACCCAAUGAACAUCACACAUGGAACGGAACUUCUAGAAAACCCGACAGUGGGGCUUGCCGACCCAAGGACCGGGCACCCGAGGGACGAAGAGAUGCCCAACCCGAGCGGAUGGUGACCAAUGGCCCCAAGAGAAGGUCUCCGGAGAAGCGGAGGGAAGGCACGAGGAGCGCUGACAACACUUUGGAGAGGAGGGAGAAGCAGGAGAAGAGGAGGGAGGUUUCCCCGGAGAGGAGGCGAGAGCGGUCCCCAACCCGCCGGAGGGAUGGCUCCCCCGGCCGGCGGCGGAGGUCUCUCGAGAGACUCUUGGAUCAGAGAAGAUCUCCCGAGCGCAAGAGAGGAAGCUCGCCCGAAAGGAGAGCCAAAUCCACAGACCGGAGGCGGACCAGGUCCCCCGAGCGGAGGAGAGAGCGGUCCCUGGAGAAAAGGAGCAAAGAGGACAAAGGCAGCCACCGAGAAAGGGACGAGACGAGUCUGAAACAGGAUGCCGGCCGAAGUUCCAGACAUCCCCCGGAGCAGAGAAGGCGACCUUACAAAGAAUGUAGCACCGACCUCAGUAUCUGAGACCCUGAAUCACAUUCCAGCCUUUACCGUGUCAAAGGUUCUAAGAGGAAGCUCACAGACCUGAAAUCAUUUAGUUUCUUACCUAGUGAAGCGUCUGAUGUCAGCCUGAUGAUCCUCUGACUUGCGACAAACAUUUGAUGCAUUUGAAAUCUUAUAAGAAAAUAUAUAUAUAUAUAUGAAAAGUGUUGUGCCUGAUGUAUCAUAUUAAAGAAAGUAUUUUUAAAUGCAUACGUUUUUGGAAAUUAUUUGCCAAAUGCUGCCCCCAAGGAAUAUAAAUUUUGUUUCUACAUAAACUGUAGAAUUGUCAAGAAUUGUUCCCUUUUGGGUGGAGCGAUCUUUUUCUCUCCUGGUAAAAUGGGGCCGUUGAUCAUUUUCUCUAAGUAAGGAAAAUCAUUGAUCAAGUUUAAUUAAUUUGAUAGAGACUUAUGUAGUGAUGUAGUGCUAUACUGUAGUUAGGAGUUUUUCUUGAAAAAAAAGAAAAGAGCAAAAAGGCAAAAAUUAUAUUUGUAAAAGCUGAGGACUCUUUGGAAUGGAUUAGGAUUGCCGAGGAUCCUAAAAUUAAGCAAACUAUGAAGAGACUACUAUCGCAAAUGAAGGAUAUUUAUAGUUAAACGACACAGCACAAGGAAAUGUUAUGUUCUCAAGUUAUAGUUGGUACAGAAAACAGUUCGUACUCUCCCUGGCUGUAGAAAGGUGCCCAGAGGAGAAGGUUGGCCGCCAUUACCCAAAUGCAGCCCAAGCACAGAUGCUCAGGUUCUUUAGCAUCACCAACAUCUAAUAAGAUUUCAUUAAGGCAGUGCCAUCACAGCUUUGCUCAACUAUUGGAAGGAAUGGAUAACAGACACGUUCUGUGCUGUCUUGCCUGAUUUGAGGCCGAAUAGGAGAUGGAAUGGGGGACAGUGUGCCCGGUGUGAGGAGUCCUAAGAAUUGCCAGUAGAGAAAGUAUGUUCCCCCCUUUUAGCAUAAGCCCGCGGUUGCCCUUUGCCAAACUGGGGAGAAGGGAGUAAGCCUUGUUGGAAGGAACCUCUCUGUUAAUGUUUAAAAGAAAUGAGGGUUGGGCAUGCUCAUUCUUAGAAAUGCCAGUUUUCCUUUGGAACCAUAAUGAAAGUCUCCAGGGUGAUUGAAAGGGAGAGAAGGAUGCGAUUUCAGUGGUUCUAGAUCUAGCUGGCAAACCUCUGCCCUUAUGACCCUGUUCUUUGAGUCUUUUGACAGAGCAAAACAUAGUGAUUUUUCCUUGAUAAAAGACCCAUUCUUUUGCUAUCUCACAGGAGGUUUGGUUGGGUCGGCUGUAGCCCCAGGAUGCGGUUGAAAUGGAUUACUGCCUAGCUGAGCCAAAACCUUUGCUUGUACCUGUUGGACCACUGCAGCAAACCGCUGCUUAUGAUGCAUUGUGUAUUUCCAUAGUACUGUUUUGCAUUUUCCAUACAGACACAAAACUUUGCAAGUCAAUCACUGUUG